AUCACGGAAAUGGCAACACUCAAUGUUUGUCGUAGAAAUUGAGGGAAAAUUGAUAGAUUUCAAAUCUAGAUCUUAGAUGAUUCUGUUGAUUCUCUUGCAAUUGAAAUUAGUACAGAUUCUAACUGACGAUUUCGGAGUGCAAUGCCCAGAAAUAGACCAUCAUUUAGACUAAUUCUCAUGCACAUUGAGAUUGCCUCUGCUGAAUUACUUCGGUUCAGUCUGGAGGACUUUUCUGAAUCUCAAGAAAUUUGGAGGAAAGAGAUUCGUGAAAAUUUCCAAAAAAUGAAAGCUGAAGGUUCCAACUUACUCCAGCUGGAAGAAGAGCUUAUAAAAAGAAGAAAAGAAGAAUUAAGACAUGCACAGGAUGUCAGAGAGCAUUAUGAAAGCAAGUUGAACAAUUUGUAUAUAGAAUUAACAGCUUGUAUGCUGCAACUGGAAAAGAGGGAACAGGAGCUCAUCAAAGAACAACAACUGACUUUGUACAAUAAACAUAGAAAGAGUAUCGUUCGACCAAUCAUAAAAGCUCAAGAAAAGUUAGAUCGACUUGGUAAAAAACGUACACAUAGGUCAGGGUCUGAAGUCACGACGCCAGACUCUAUGAAAAACACAGAAGGGAGCAUGACAACUAGCUCUGAGCUGGUACUACCGUCUCCUAUGAAAUUGGGUACCAGAAAGUCUCUUCAUCGUCGGAAUAACAGCAGAGGGUCUAUGAAAGACAUUACCUCUGCUCAAAUCUCAAUCUACAUAUGGCUUCAUCCUACUGACCAUGCACCCUAUCCUGGGACAUUUAAAUUUUUGGGACCUGCCACUGCAAUCGGGGAGUAUCGAAGUGAAGAUGAAGCUGAUGGCCAAGAGAAAAGGUUAGCUCAUAUGGAAAACAACAUGAAGAAACGUCAGGAGUGUUGUAGCAGAAACUCAUCCACUUCUGCCACCAGGCACUUGCCAAUCUCAAAACACUCACCUGUAAGUAAACACUUACCAGCAUCAAAACAGAACUCUUCGUCCUAUCAAGACAAUAACAUUAAUGAUGUCUGCUUUGGCUGUGAUGGUGGCUGCAGUGAUGCUACUUGUAGCAGAAAUGCUCAUCCCAGAUUUGAUGAAGAAAGGAGUUAUGAAAACAUUAGAGGAUACAAUACGCUAGGAAAUUUAGAGACCAACUGUUUCCAAAGUGGAAUAGAAAAAAGAAAUGAGUCACCAGAGAAGACCAAUGCUCCGAAGAAGUUUAGAAAUACAAAGCACUCUGAAGAUUCAUGCUCAGAAGAAGUAGGAGACGUUAGUGAGGAUGAUGAAUCAAGUAGCCACCCUCCCUGUCGUCAGUCUCUCUCAACUCUCAGUUCUGAAGGUGUGUUGUCUGAGGAGGACAUGACUAGCAAUCGCUCUGGUCAUCAAGAUGGCAGUGGUGAUAAUGGCUUGUUGUCUACGGGUAGUGCAGAAAAUUUACAAGCAGAGUUGACAAAGUUUACAAAUAUACCUGAUGGGUUGUCCGACAGGCAGAAGACUGUCAGGAAGAUGAAGAAUAAAGUCAACUCCCAUGACAGAAUAUUUGAAAAAUGUGAUACAGAAACUAGUUCAAGUUCUGAUGAAUGCUCUGACAUGACUGUCUUAUCAACUAUGCACAAAACCAGAUCUCUAGAAACUAGUGCACACUGGUAGUAGUUUUUCUCUUAGUUCUAUUUCCUCCAGACAGAAGUCUUCAGUUCUAUCACUUACAAUUAGUGUGUUCAGUUGUUAGUGAACUGUGCUAGAUAAACAUCAUUCAGACAUCGAUACAGAUGGUUAGACAACCAUUUACAAUGUUUUGUUUGGACAUCCAUCAAGUUGGAUAGACUACCAUUUACGCUGUUUUGCCAUUUGUUUAAAUCAAGCAGUAAACUAGUCCUGUGACGUCAUGGAUUCAAAAUUUCACUAUAACAAAAACAUCUUAUAACACAAAGACAGCAUCUUUGAAUUGCAUUACUUGGUGGAUGUAACAUUGCAUCAAACCAAUGUUUUCACUGCUCUUGGUCUGAGACCACCAUCAAUUGCACAUAAAAGGAUUCAUUUAUCAUUGUGCACCAUCUUUAGAAAUGAGGACCUUCAUGGAAUGCAUUCAGUUUAAAUCUAAAUUGAAGUCAUGUAACAAUCUCAAUUUAAAAAAAACUCAACAAUUGACAUGUCGCCACUACAGCAAGUCAGGAGAAACAGAAUUUCUGUGAAAAUGUCUUAAUUUUAUAUGUUUACACUUAAAUAAAUAAAUAAAUUAUUGCUUUAAUAUAGUGCUACUUUCAUGCCUAUAGCAUGCUUAUAAUGCUAUGGUCCAAUCUCAUUCAUGGACCAGUGAGGGGGUAUCUGUGAGGUUUUCCGUGCUGCCUUUAGGUGCUCAGUAAACACAACUAUGCCUGAGUCAAGUGUCGAACCUCGAGCCCCCCUUCAUAGGUAGCCAAGCCAAGUUCAAGCGUACUUAGCCUCUGGACCACGCUUCCCACUUAGAAUAAACUUUAAUUGUAUAUUUUUACACUUAGAAUAAACUAUUCAGUUAGUUUGGCUACCAUACACAAACUGUCUAUCAUUGCCACUGAUACAUCAAGACUAAAGAGAUUUGAUUUUCCUUACUUAUGCUCAUCUUCUUUGCAUUGAUGCGAAUAUGUAAUUUUUUGUGUGGCAUGAUUCUAAUUAUCUUAUACUAAUAGUAAAACUUUAAAUGUUUAUGUAAGCAUCACCUCACCAUAUCCUGAUUGUAUUAUGCUUGUCACAUAUAGAAAAAGUAAAAUGCAUUGCUAUUAGGGAAAAUCAUAUUAAAAUGAUGGCAAAUUUGUGCAUUUUCUGCCAAUAGAAACUUGAUCUAAACUAAAUAAAAGCAUGCACUAAAUCAAUGAAUGAAAAAUUGUCAUUUUAUAUCAGAUUUGUCAAUGGUUUAUACAAGUCUAGAAUAACUUUUCAAAGCUAACCCUGGGCCAUUGAUGUAUUGUCUGGAGGAGGAUGAGCAGUAUUUUUUAAAUUUUUGUUGUUUUAUGUCCAUUCUAACAGUUCUGUGAACUCAUCCUUUUUAAAACUACCAGCUAUUUCAAUUGAACUAACUACUUACUGGUUAAUAGAUUUUUUUUUUUAAAUUUUGAUCUAAAUGAGAUUUGAUCAAAGGACAUUAGUACCUUUAGAUUCUAAUUUUGAAAUGUAUUUAGUUAAAUUCUGUUCCAAAUAUUAGUGAUUUUCACACAUUUUUCCAUUUCUCUGAUUUUUGCUUCUUAGAUAAUGUACACUGAUGACAUAGACCUUUUUUUCUGUUUCUAGUAUAAAUAAUCAAUUUGAACAAGUCAAUGUGAAUCUUGUGCAUAUGAAAUUUACCUUCCAAAAUCCCCCUCAACCCCCUCCCUUUUUUUUUAGUUUUAUCAGGGGAGUCAAUAAUAUUUAAACUUCAAUGAGUUACCAAAAUCAUUGUAGAUCAGUUUUAUAAUUAGUACUGGAUCCACUACAUCUGUGGGGAUAUGAUCAUUUUGAAUGGUGGCACUUCAUAUGGGGAUAGAGCCAAUGAUAGAAUCAUCAGAUGUUUGUGGGAAAUAAAACUAAGUGGGCCUGUGAAGAAGGGCUUCUAAGUGUAUGAUGCUCAUUUCCUUGAUAUAUAUUUUAAUUUAUUUUUAAAGUGAACUAACUUUAGCUUUAAUGAUUUAUUUCCUUAUGCUAAACCCAGUAUAGCUUCAAUUCAUUGUGAUUGACUUAUCUAUAAGUAGGCCAUCUCUGUAGUCACUUUCCCCACUAUGUAGUUUUAUUACUUCUUUCAUCUUAGGGAAUCCUAUUCAAUAUGUCAUUUAUUAAAUGGCUUCACCUUCUGAAAUAAUUUCUUGAUAUGUCUGGUAAUUAUUAAUACCAAAUCUUCAGAGAUCAGCUCCAACAGCAGAAAUAGAUUAUACCAUCAACAACAUUUUAAUACUAGUCAUUUUGUUUAAAAAUAACACAAAUUGUUAGUUGUAUCAAGUCUUACAACAUUGGCAAGAUGUCACAAAUUAUACAUUCAACAGUGGUGUGCCUGGCUGUCUGAAAUUGCAUGAGUGUUUUUGUCUCUCAUUGCACUUUGUUUUAAAAGUUUUUGUACCAGACUCUCCAAUGAGACCAAUUUUUUUGUAUACACUAACUUCCUUCUAUUGUCUAAAGGCAUUGACUGAUACUUCUGAACAAAGAUAUUUAUUUUCUCUCUUUGUUCACUUUUUUUUCUCUUUCUUUACUUUUGGAUUAUCUUCCUUUUCUUGUUUACAUUUAAGCUAUGGAAUGUUAUAUUUUCCUUUGAUGUAGAAUCAUCUAUUUCUGACAUCAGCACAAAUUUUAGGGCAUUCUCCCCUCAUGAGUAUUUUAUUGCUAAGCUCUUUGUUGUGUCUUAACAUUUAGUGCUGAAUUCACUACUUCUAUAGUGAUAGUCAAAGGAAUUUGUUAGGCUUCACUUGUUUACAAUAUCAAAUUAGGCAGAUAAAAGUUAAGUUUUUUUUUGUUUUGUGUAUUUUGAGUAAGUUUUAUAUAAUGACAAUAAUGUCAUAGUAAAAACAAAAGAGUUUGAUAUGAAAUGAAAACAGUUCAUAAUGCUAGUGUCUUUGGUGACAGUCAAGUUUUGUGUAUCAAGAAGUUUUGGACUUAAUUAUUUGGUUAGUGACAGCGAUGACAGACAGAUUCCCUUCAUUAUUAGAUUAAAAGUUUGAACUGCCAAUACACUUGAUUGUCUCAUUAUAUUGUUGGCAUUGCCUCUGUGUUCAUUUGGUUAGUUGAAAUUAGUUGUUAGAAUACUCAAGACACAGCGAAGAAGUUACCAUCAAUUUGUACAUCUAGGCCUGACCACAGUAUGAAAUGCUAAGAAGAUUAUCAAAAACUAAUAGUCAAAUUGUAUGAAAUAAUUGCUUCUUGGUAGAAUGAGAUGUUAGCCAAUCUUGUAGGAUGUUAGUAAAAUCUUGAUUUUUGUCCCUCUUCUAUUAUAAAAAAAAAAGACAGUUAUAUAUAUUUUUAUCUAUCAGUAUUAAGCUUGAAAUGUUAGUUCAAAAAUGUGCAUCAAAUUUUCCUUGGAGAAAUAAAAGCCAUUUGUUGUAGCUUCAGGUUCUUGAGUGAAUUCAAAAGUUUCUGCUUCUAGCUGCUAUGUCUCUACAGAUGUCAAGUAGCCAUUGGACUUGAAAGAGUGUCAACAAAGUAUCACUGAAGCCUAACCUUUAUUGAUUAGACUUGAGAGAGUUCAGUGGUGCCAAACCUUUAUUUCAAUGCUGACAUAACAAACAGACAGUUUGUUAUUAUUGUAUUUGAAAAACAUAAAUGUCUACCAAAAUUGAGGCCUACUUUCUCAAACUCUUUACAAAGGUAACCUGUUAAUCAUAAAUACUGUAUGUUAAAAGAUGAAGUUAGUGAUAGGCUUCUUAAAAAGUUGGUUACGAGUUUCAAUUGUGAUUAUAGAUCUGCUUGUUUGUUUGUUUUUUAUGGUUGUUUUCUUUUUAUUGAAAAUAGUCAACUUUUUAUGUGUGUGGGUGUGUUUGAUCUCAAAACACACAAUAAAAAUUAAACUGAGUGAAUUCAUCAGUAUGAAUUUUAACCAGGUGCAGUAGUUUGUAUUUCAAAUAUCUAAUAAGUCCACUUGGGUGUUGUUUGCUUAUUGGGAGCUCUGUUUAAUUAGCCAGUCACUAGGAACUUUUGUCUCUUGAAAAAAAAAAAGGGGAUUUCCUUUAAUUUCCUUUGAACUUUAAGAUGACUCAUUUUCAAAACCUGAUUGCAUUCAAGGUUUGCGUGGCCGAUUGCUGCACUUAGUGUAGCUAUAUUGGCUUAGCCAAUGUACAAGAAACUAUUGCAUAUUGGUAAUAAGCUAAAGCACAGGAAAAUAGUAUUUAUUGAUGACUAUUGCUAACAGCCAAUAUGAAAAGGAUUUUCAGCCAGUGCAUGUUUUCAAGAGGGGAAAAGUCCUCUUAAAUAACUACCAACAAUGAUUUCAUUGGCAGUUUUCUUUGCUUCUUUUCUCCUCAUUUUCAUCUUAGCUAAUGAUACAUUUAUUUGUUUAGCUCAAGUUUAUUUAUUUAAUGACAAUAUUUUAUCAAAUCUUUAAAAUAUCAAAAAUAAUUUAAAAUUAACCUAUCACAUUUUUUUUAAAGUUUUUUUUUAUGUAUCUUAUAAAACAUGGUAACCACUAUUGUCAUUCCGAGAUAAGAAUAAAAAUAGAUGCACAUUUUUUCAAGACUAUUUUUGCAUUCCUAAAAGCAUGUAUGCAUCCAAAAUUCAAAACAGUGAUACCCAGCAUAGGGCCUGCAGGCCAUAUCUGGCCCAUGGUGCAGUGCUGUUUGGCUUUUGAAGCUUCUGCUCAUAGUACAUAAUCAAACUGCAGAGGCAAAUUUCAUUUUGUUUUUAAAUGUGGCCCAUGACCUGUAUUAGAAAUUCAGCCUUCAGGCUGGAAAAGGUUGGGCAGCGCUGAUCUAAAUCAUUCCUUGAGAGUUUUGUCCACAUUUUUCUUAAGCAAUGCAUGAUUUUAUUUCCUGUCCAACUUUUCAUAGGCCAAAAAAAAACAAAACUUGUAGGCUUUUUAAAAUGUUGAUAGAACAGAAAGAAAAAAAUAGAUUCAAGUUUUCUUU
Molecule: messenger RNA, 6557 nt
Organism: Biomphalaria glabrata
Lineage: Eukaryota; Metazoa; Mollusca; Gastropoda; Planorbidae
Product: mitogen-activated protein kinase kinase kinase 13-like
Exons: 10
Coding region: 142-1653 (503 amino acids)
Source: RefSeq, a predicted model, not a curated record